This is a messenger RNA of Adelges cooleyi (spruce gall adelgid), 1104 nucleotides long. RefSeq names its product testis-specific serine/threonine-protein kinase 3-like. Lineage: Eukaryota; Metazoa; Arthropoda; Insecta; Hemiptera; Adelgidae. Gene Ontology annotation, cellular component: autophagosome; cytoplasm. The transcript is spliced from 5 exons. The coding region runs from base 1 to 1104 and encodes 367 amino acids. The record is from RefSeq and is a predicted model, not a curated record. Gene Ontology annotation, biological process: autophagy; autophagosome organization; protein autophosphorylation. Gene Ontology annotation, molecular function: ATP binding; protein serine/threonine kinase activity.
AUGAUUAAUAAUCAUUCGAUAACAAAACUUAAGAAUACGCAGUUAAAGCCCGAGUCAUCGUCAUUAAACAGAUUUGUUGGAGAAAAUUACCAGUCGAUAGUCCGAAAAAUUGGAGAGGGCGCAUUUUCAUCAGUUUACUUGUCUGAAAUCAAAACGAGUCAAAACAAAAUAGUUCCGGUCGCCUGCAAGGUGAUUUCUUUAGCCGGAUGGAAAACCGAAGAAUACGUCAAAACAUUUUUGCCAAGGGAAAUCGAUAUCAUGACAAAAAUUAGGCAUAUUAACAUUAUUCGCGUAUACGGCAUUGUCCAGUACAAAAAAUGUUUAUUCAUAAAUAUGAGGUAUGCUGAACACGGAAAUGUCUUGGAAUUCCUUGAUGGCAAAACACUGAACGAAUUACAAGCUCGUGUUUGGACCAAACAAUUAACCACUGCAGUUCAUUAUCUUCACGAACUUAACAUGGUACACAGAGACAUCAAAUGUGAAAAUAUAUUAGUGACGGCAAAACUAAAUGUGAAGUUGACCGACUUCGGGUUUAGUCGGAUAAUACCAGGUGACGAUUACCGAAGCCGAACAUAUUGCGGUUCAAUACACUAUUGUGCCCCCGAAAUAUUGAGAGGCAAGCCUUACGAUGCGAAACUUGCUGACAUCUGGUCAUUGGGAGUGGUGCUGUUUGCAAUGAUAAACAACGUGAAACCUUUUAAUGCCAAUAAACGCGAAGAGUUGAUAGCUUUACAAAUGCAGAAAAAUUGGUCUUUUCGAUCAGAGGUUGAACCGAGUCCAAAAUUGGCAGAUCUCUUAAAUCGAAUUUUAGAGCCGAAACCGGAAAAAAGGAUAACAGCGGCAGAAGUCUUACAAUCACAAUGGAUGAAAUCGGACAUAUUAACGAGCGUGUAUACUGAUCAGGAGCUUUUGGACGUGGAAAGAGCCCGUGCCCAAAAAAAUGACUACAGUACACAAAUGACGACUAGACUGGCUCAAAACUUUCACAACGUCAAUUAUUAUUACAUGAAAAACACCAUUAAUAACUCUUUAAAUUUCAUCGAUAACACUGGAAUAUUUGAAAACGUUUUAAAUGAUCAGCAAGAAGAAAUUUCUGAAAGUUAG